This is a messenger RNA of Doryrhamphus excisus (bluestripe pipefish), 7987 nucleotides long. The record is from RefSeq and is a predicted model, not a curated record. NCBI's taxonomy places the organism in Eukaryota, Metazoa, Chordata, Actinopteri, Syngnathiformes, Syngnathidae.
GCAGGCGGGACAAUCUGUACGGUACAGACUGUUCUUUUCAUAAAACACACACGCACGCACAACAUGCACGCACAACAUACACACACACGCACACACUAUGCAAUUAGUUUCAUUGGCUGACUCUUUCCUGUUGAUAUCAGUGUGUAGGAGGCGUGUGUGCGUGUGAGCUAGAGAGUGCUAUUCCUGUAAACUUAACUCAGGCUGACCUCAUUGCCUUGCUGUAAUGACUGACAUGUCAUUUGAAAGCUUACAACCAAUAGAAGAUUCCGUUUCCAAAUGUCAGUUGAUCAAAAAUUCACCCGAAAGAUGUCACUAGAGGACAACAACAACAACACAUUUCUGGGUUUAUCAUUCUGGUCAAAAUCAUUUCAUCAUAAUCCCAAACAAUGGACUGACAUUAAAAAUAUGCUGGGCUCUAGAGAGUACGUGCCUGCCCCAGCGUUGCCUCUAACCUCCUAUGUUCCAUGUGACACAAUAACAAGAUCUUAUCAGCCGUGUGUCACGUGGGAGGUGCUUGCAGCUAUAGGCGAGCUCUUCGGUGAUUUAAGUUUCUGAGAGAAAAUAGAUGAGUGAAGAGACCUCAAGCCACAGCAUGAGACGGCGUCAGGCCCAUUAAAGAAAGACCAGGCACUGAAAUUGAAACCGAAACUCGAGAAAAUGCUGAGAAGUGAAGCAUACAAGCGUGUUCAGGAGUCCAAUUGAAUGAUCAGCUUUGUUUCCAUGACUCACAGCCCAAAAUAGUGAUGGCGGCCACUGACUCUUAACCAGCAGCUCUUUGUAGUGAAGAGGACUUUGAACACUCAAAGAUUGUGUGGUCAGCGAAUGUGUGGGAAUGUGGAGCACUCGUUUGGAUACUCGUGCACCCUCACUUCAAAAAGCCCUGAGGACACAAUAAUAGCAUCAGCGAAGCUCCACGUCUUGAAGCCAGUACAGAAUUUACCUCGGAGGUUGGGUCCCUGGACCUCCCUCUCCUGUAUGAAGUAUCCAAACAUCUGCGUCUCCAUGAAGAUCUCCAGGAAACGCCUCACCGUCUUUGAGGGCACAGCCUUCCGGAAGGCCUCCCGCUGGAAGGAGAAAGGGACGGGGGACCUUCGGAAUGGGGAGGCAGAGGAGAUAUCCUCAAAGAAGAAGAGAGGAUAGUGGCCUACCAGCUCCACGAAGAAGCGCACGAAGGCCUCGGACACAACAGUGCUGAGUUUGUCAGCAGUAAAGAUGACCCUGCGCUCCAGUAGCAGCGAACCAAACACCCCGAGAAGCAGCCUCAGACUCAGGCAGGAGAAAAGACACUCAAAGUCCACGUGUUCCAAGUGGGAGUCGGAUGGCCGGCAUAGCUCCAUCACCUGAAAAGCAGCUUGUGGUGAGUUCAUCUUCUUCUCUUAUACAAAUACGACGUGAAGUCUAAGCAAAGUCACCUCAGUGCCACAGCCAGGGAGAAAUGUUUUGAUGGUGAUGGUUCUUCCCGGAGCUGGAAACUGGGCCUCCAUGAUUGCUCGCAUGAAGGGCUGCACCAAAGCGGGUGACAGAGCCCUGCGCCUCUCCACUUCAUCCAGUACCUACAGAGCACAAGCACACAGCAGUCCCCAAGACAGUAAGUACGCCCUCUAGUGGCUGUGAGCAGCACAGGGGAUGACAUCAAAUAGCUAAUUUAAAAUGCAUAAAUGUCAAUUGCAAAUUAUAAAUGAUAUGUAUAUAAUUAGCUUAAUUUAUAUUGUUUACCUUAGAGAACAGGUUAAAACAGCCAAGACAACUAACAAUGCAGUAGACCUCUGGAAGACGUUUUCCUUUUCCACUAGGCUGAAAAAAUAGUAAACAAAACACAAUAUAUGAAUUAUAUUUUAAUAUAGAUACUAACCACUAUUAUAUAUUAUUAUACAUGAUGAAAAUGUGAUUUUUUAGGUUGAUAACAUAGAUAAAACCAGUCAAAAGUACUUUUAAUGACAUCCAAUACAAGAGCUUCUUCAUGUUUAUGAUAAUAACGCUCAUUUUAGCCAACCAAGAGUAAAAUAUUAGACAUGACAGUCUAUUAUUAGGCAUUCAAGAGAGCCUCCAGUCUCCAGUCCAUAUAAACUCACACAAAUACACACAUACAGUCUAUGCACACUUUCCCAGACUCACACACUUCCUGUUUUCCCACAGGCAUAUCAACUUUUUUCAACUUUUUUUUUUUUUUUUUACACACUGGGUUAUUUAUUCAGCCGUCAUGGCGGUAUUUGGCCACUUCCUGUUCCCUGUUCAGCGGCAGCCAGCUCAUAUUUAUUUGAGCUCUUUUUUUGUUGUUUACCAGUAAUCGUCUGCAGUAUCCAAAGCGCCUGCUCCCAUCCUCCCCAGUCAAUACAAAGGAGAACGUUUCACUAGGAAGGGAUACAUUUAAUACACAAGUAAACAUACAUUAGUAAAAACACUUACAUUUACUGUAUAGAUUAAUUUUCAUGUUGCUCACUGUUUGUGAAUAUUGUUAGUAUUCAAUAGAUGAUGGGUAAUAUGUUGUGAUGGGGCCUCACCUUGGAUAGCUCUCCACCGGCUCCCAGUCUUUAGCAUCUGGGAAGCAAAAUCUGGGAAUAAUCCUUAGCUGAUCUUCCGUCUCCUUCAUGAAUUUGAAAUUUCGCUCCAGCUGCAACGCACACAAAAAGUCUCUAUAAAAUGUAUGGCUGUCAAUUGAUUUAAAAUUUUAAUCAAAUUAAUCACCAUUAAUUCAUGAUAAUUAAUCACCAUUUGUAACAAUGUGUGAAAUAUUUACUGUGUUUUAUACACAGAAAGAUAAAAUAUAUAUGUAUUUCGCCCAAGGUCAGCUGGGAUAGGCUCCAGCACAACCCUGGUGAGGAUUGAGCGGCAUCGACAAUGAAUAAAUUAUGUUUUCUGAGAUUUUGGGCACACUUUCAUUCAUUCAGUUUCUUCCGCUUAUCCUCAUGAGGGUCGCGGGUUGCUGGAGCCUAUCCCACCUGUCUUCGGGUGAGAGGCGGGGUACACUUGGACUGGUUGCCAGCCAAUCACAGGGCAUUCACACUCACAUUCAUACACAUGGACAAUUUGGAGUCGGCAAUUAGCGAACAUACACACUCCACACAGAGAUGGCCGAGGGUGGCAUUGAACUUGGGUCUCCUAGCUGUGAGGCCUGCGCGCUAUAACCACUAUAACCACUAUAACCCACUACAGGCCUCUGUUUUCCAACGUAGACAUUUGGCUUGACAAGAACGUUAAUUACGUUAAAUCAUCCAUCAAUCCAGUCUCUAAAUUAGUUACCGCCAUUAAUGUGCUAAUUUUAGAGCAAACCUUUUCUAACCUUUGGAGGGAAUUGCUGCGUGACCUCCGGCACAUAAUGUCCGCCUGCUUUUGACCUCUGGAGUGACACAACCAGGAAGAACUCGAAGAGCUGGCGAUGCCAAAGCAAGCCGCUCCUGGUUUUGGUACUGUUGCACUCCACCUCAGUGCAGCCCGGCCGGCUCAGUAUGGACUGGACUGAGACCAGACGUUGGCGAUGGGCUGCAUGAGAACAAUAUUAGUCUAUUGAGGAGGACAACUUCAUUGAAAAGACCUUAAAACUUUACCUUUGGCUCGCUCUUCAAAUUCACUCUCAGAGUCGCUGUUUUCAUCGGUUACUGCAAACAAAAUAGUCAAACAGUAAAAAUAAGGACAUGAAAGAAUAUAUCCAAAGGUCACCUCUCCCUGAGCUGGUCUCAGCAUACUGAUAAAUCCUCCUGAGAUGUUUCUUCCCAAUCCGAGCCUCAAAGAUGUUGUUUAUCCUCAGGAUCACCUGAGAAAAAGACGAAAAUCAAAGAGUUCAUUCAUUCAUUCAUUUAUUUUCUACCGCUUUCUACAGCCUAUCCCAGCUGUCUUUGGGCGAGAGGCGGGGUACACCCUGGACUGGUGGCCAGCCAAUCACAGGGCACAUAUAGACAAACAACCAUUCACACUAACAUUCAUACCUAUGGACAAUUUGGAGUCGCCAAUUAACCUAGCAUGUUUUUGGAAUGUGGGAGGAAACCGGAGUACCCGGAGAAAACCCACGCAUGCACGGGGAGAACAUGCAAACUCCACACAGAGAUGGUCAAGGGUGGAAUUGAACCCUGGUCUCCUAGCUGUGAGGUCUGUGCGCUAACCACUUUACCGCCGUGCCGCCCACAUACUGAAUUAAAAUGCAAAAAAAAAACAUACAGUACCGUAGGUAUCCUUCGACACGUACGACUGGACGACUCCCCGGUCAGCCAGGGUCCAGGUUCAGUAGGAGUGGACGGGGGGCUGAGCUGGAUCGGAGAUGAAACCCCACCACUACCAUGGCUUUGCUGGCUAGCUCGACACAGGUCCAGCAACUUGAAACUCCGAUCUGAAUUCUUCCUAAAAAAGCCAGGUCUUGAAACCUGAGAAAAUGAAUAUAAAUCAGAUUUGGGUCCAUUUAUUUAAAUUUAUUUAAGAGUGAACGGGCAGGGAUGGAACCUUGCUUGUGUCUGCACCAGGCGACGACGGCAAAGACUGCUGGGAGCACAGACUCUCCAACUCAAUGUCUUCGUAUGGGUUCUCUUUGAAUGCAUCUGCAACAAUAACAUCUUAACACACUUAACAGGUGGCAGCACGGAUCGUCAGUAGCCCCCUGGCUAGUUUUUACCCAGGAUGUCUUCAUAGUGAUGCUCCGGAGUCCGCAAGGAACUAUUCAAACCUGGAAUGUCCUCACAUUCAAGUGGUUUCCUGUCAAAGUCAAAAUUAUUUUUUUUGACACUGUUUAUUGUAAAUAUGUCAGAUUUUAGUUUCUUUUACUUGUUGUUAAGAACAGGUGGAUGUCUUGAGGAUGUUUUUGGCAGUGGAGGUAGGUUCCUCUGCUUUCUAGUGACCGGAUGCUGGAAGGUGCGCUCCGGUUUCGGGACUGGGUUAACAGGAGCCUUUCCCAAAGAUUCCAUUAGGUCUUUUCCCCUUGCUUGCUUGUCUUUGCUCGCUGGGCUGAAAUAGUUUCCAAGUUCUGGAGGAGUUUUACCAUGAUCCAUGGCGUCCAGCUUUUUAAAAAGAGUGAAGACCGCUUUCUUUCCGUCGUUGUCAUUUUGCGGACAAGGUCUUGAAUCUUUGAGCUUCCCCACAUUUUCCUUCAGUUCUUCACUGACUGCAGUCUUAAUUUCUAAUUGCUGUCUGUCUCCACAUUUGCUUAUGUUAUUUUUAACCACUUUGCCGCCAUUUUCCAUAUGGUCCUCACUCUGCUUAUCCAUCCUCUUUGAGGGUUCCUUUGCCUCCCAAAGAGAAAUCUUGUCCUUAAUGUUGCUUCUGACGGAUGUGGAGAGCUUGUCAUUGCUGCAAGAGUCACAGGUCAGCCUCCUGUGAGCCAUCCGAAGGUGUAAAGGGGGCAGAAGCGCCAAGUUGCCAUGCAGUGACGUCACAGAUGAUGGCACACUCAGUUCACAGAUGUUCGUCGCCAAGCAGACUGCUAGCUUGAAAAACUCUUAUCUGAUCAGGAAGGCACUUUAUUGUUUGCAGUGUUUGUCCCACCUGGCACUAGCGGGAGAUUUUAGCUGAACUCCCUCCCUGUCCUUUUUGCUGUUGCCCACCACCUCCACCUCCUCCUCCUCCUCAUCCCUCCGGUCGUCCCUGUGAUGCCUCCCUCGUGCUGUGGCUGCCUGUCACAGUACACCCAUCAUCACCUGGUCACCUUCCUCCUCACCUUCUUUAGCUAUGUGUUCCUGCAUGCAUCCAGGAAGACGUUCAGCAAUGUGAAAGUCAGCAUCUCUGCCCAGUGGACGCCUUCUCCUCAGAAUGGCAGCGCUCCAGCUUUCUCCCCUAGUGAGACAUGGGAGAGUAAUCGCCUGUUUGAGACUGAAGAGCAGGCCACCCUCUUCCUGGGAGUGCUGGACUCCAUUUUCCUCUUCUCCUAUGCCGUGGGUUUGUAUCUCAGCGGCGUGAUUGGCGACAGAGUCAACCUGCGCUACGUGCUCUGCUUCGGCCUGUGCGGCUCUGCUGCCGUGGAUUUUGCAUUUGGCACGCUGACAGAGUGGUUCCACCUUUACAACAUCUACCUCUACUGUAGCCUGUGGGUCCUCAAUGGACUGCUGCAGUCCACCGUCUGGCCCUGCGUGGUCGCCGUCAUGGCCAACUGGUUCGGCAAGACAGGGCGCGGGUUUGUGUUUGGCAUGUGGAGCGCCUGCGCCUCGGUAGGCAACAUCCUGGGCGCCUACUUGGCAUCCACCAUGCUCAAGUACGGCUAUGAGUAUGCCUUCCUGGUGACCUCAGUGGUGCAGUUCUCGGGCGGGGUGGUGGUCUUCUUUGGCCUGCUGACCUCGCCGAAGGAAGUCGGUCUCAGUAUGGAGUGUGAGACUGGACUCAGCCCAGUUGAGACCGACACCCACAGGCCUCUGAUGAGCGAUGAUGAAGAAGAAGAAGAAGAGGAGGACGUGUACGAGUGCCACCACACGAUUCAACAGCAGGACGAACCCCACGAAGAGCCGAGAGCUGUGGGUUUCUUCCAGGCUUUCUGUCUGCCCGGAGUCCUGCCGUACUCGCUGGCGUUCGCGUGUCUGAAGAUGGUGAACUACUCCUUCUUCUUCUGGCUUCCGUUCUACCUGAGCAACAACUACGGCUGGAGGGAGGCCGAGGCUGACCGCCUGUCCAUGUGGUAUGAUGUUGGAGGCAUCAUCGGCGGAACCGUUCAAGGUCUGAUAUCGGACUUCAUGGGAAAGCGAUCCCCAGUGUUGGCGUUAAGUCUGAUGCUCGCCAUGGCCUGUCUGGUGGGCUACAGCCAUUCACCAAAUGACAAGGCCACCAACGGCGCCCUGCUGGCCAUCACUGGCUUCUUCAUCGGCGGUCCAUCCAACAUGAUUGGCUCGGCCAUAUCUGCUGAUCUGGGAAGACAGGACGCCGUCCGAGGCAGUCAAGAAGCUCUGGCUACUGUCACUGGAAUUGUGGAUGGAACAGGAAGUAUCGGAGCUGCUGUUGGACAAUACUUGGUGUCCCUCAUUGAGAGCAAGCUGGGCUGGGUAUCGGUCUUCUACUUCUUCGUCAUCAUGACAGGGGGCAGCAUUCUCUUCAUCGCGCCCAUGAUCCUGAAGGAGGUGCGCGCCGUGUGGAGAGAGCGGCAAGCGCUGCGCCAUCAGCUGUGAGACAAUCAGCUCAUUUUUUUUUUUAUGUCCUCUGUGACAACAUCACAUGACUACUUUUUAAAAGGAAAAACACAGCUCCAAUGGAGAUUGGAGAAGCCCACUUUUAAACCCUUGACGGCUGUUGUGGCCGUAGGACCCGGUCUGUACAUAUUCCAAAUGGCUGUAAAUCCUUAGAAAUGCACUGCGGUGUAACUUAACUCUGCAAUUCAUAGUUGCACAUGAAUGAGAUUGGUUAUACGUGUAUGUAAUGCACUAGUUUAGUGGUUUAGAAUCAAUCAUUUCAAUGGAUGAUUGGGACCUUUUUUUACUUUUGUUUUUCCAUUCUCCCCAUCAUUCCAACUUCCUCACAUUACUGCAACACUAACGCUUUCGUCUGUAAGAGUCUUAAAUCAUAUGUUUACUAUCAAUCGGCCAUGAACCAGCUGUCAUUAGGAGCGGGGUUGUCAUAGUGGCCAUCCAUCAUGGUUGAAGGGCUCUGUUAUGCAGCCUGAAGCGACACAACUCUGGGAGAAAAAAAAUGAGCCAUAUUUCAGGAGAAUGUAGUCAAAAACACACAUGGAAUGUGUAAUUUAAUCUGCGCUUUUUAACGCAUAUUUUAGCUUUAUUUAUGUGUACAUUUUCACCUGUAAAUGUAGCAUUUUGUUUGAAAUAAAUGGCAACGUCAAUGUGAUGUUCCAUAUUAACACUUUUUUAUUUUUAUUUGUUUACUCCAUGAUGAAUGGAAUACAUUUUAUGCGGUUAAAGUGACAAAAUGAUGACACUUUCGGAACCUACGGGUAAAAAGUGUCACGUUUUAGGGACCUUAAGGGUUAGAUGGCGAUUAUGUAACAAAAAUUGUCUACCCCUCUAUUGAUGUAAUAAUAUAUACGUACUGUAUAAAUGAGAAAUUCACAAGACAAAAAGCUAUAAUAUUAUGA